This is a messenger RNA of Phanerochaete carnosa HHB-10118-sp, 701 nucleotides long. RefSeq lists its product as uncharacterized. Bases 65 to 505 code for a protein of 146 amino acids. NCBI's taxonomy places the organism in Eukaryota, Fungi, Basidiomycota, Agaricomycetes, Polyporales, Phanerochaetaceae. The record is from RefSeq and is a predicted model, not a curated record. The transcript has 3 exons.
AUUUCUUCGUAUACUCCACUUCGUCAAGUCUUCAAUCGUCAGCACCCACUCUAACAUCAUCAUAAUGAAGUUCUUCACUGCCGUUACUACUCUUCUCUUCGCUGCUUCUGCUGCCCUCGCGGCGCCCUCCACUACCACCACUGUCACCGUCUCCUACGACCAGACGUACGACAAUGCCGGCGGUUCUUUGGACACCGUUGCGUGCUCCGAUGGCCCCAAUGGGUUGCUCACCAAGGGCUACGGACCUGACUUCGGCAACCUCCCGAACUUCCCGAACAUCGGCGGCGCGGCUGCCAUCGCGGGCUAUGACGACGCCAACUGCGGCACCUGCUGGCAGCUCACCUACAAUGGUGUCUCCAUCAAUGUGCUCGCCAUCGACCACGCCCAGUCGGGCUUCAACAUUGCGCUCGGUGCGAUGAACACCCUCACGGACGGUAACGCUGUCUUCUUGGGACGCAUCAAUGCCCAGGUCCAGCAGGUCGAUGACAGCGCGUGCGGCCUCUAAAGACCACAGAGGACUUGAUGGUGACGGUUACCUGGGCAUUCAUGAACCUAAUGAAACGAUGUAUUCGGACUUCAUUCUACGGACUUGACAGGCUGUACACCGAUCGCAUACGGACUCUGCUGUUGUAGUACCUUGAGUACGGACUCUACGUUGUAAUUAGCUGUUGUUAACAAGAGUGAGGAGAGUUGAAGGCUGG